This is a messenger RNA of Penicillium cinerascens, 882 nucleotides long. RefSeq names its product proteasome core particle subunit alpha 7. The record is from RefSeq and is a predicted model, not a curated record. Bases 1 to 882 code for a protein of 293 amino acids. Gene Ontology annotation, cellular component: nucleus; proteasome core complex, alpha-subunit complex; proteasome core complex. Gene Ontology annotation, biological process: ubiquitin-dependent protein catabolic process. The transcript has 5 exons. NCBI's taxonomy places the organism in Eukaryota, Fungi, Ascomycota, Eurotiomycetes, Eurotiales, Aspergillaceae.
AUGACGUCAAUCGGCACGGGAUACGAUCUCUCCAACUCGGUCUUUUCGCCAGAUGGCCGGAAUUUCCAGGUUGAGUACGCUGUCAAGGCUGUCGAGAACGGAGGAACAGCUAUCGGCAUCCGAUGCAAGGACGGUGUGGUGCUGGCAGUGGAAAAGAUCAUCACUAGCAAGCUCCUCAAGCCCGGCGCCAACAAGAGAAUCGCGACGGUUGAUCGUCAUGUCGGCAUUGUAUCGGCGGGCCUCGUUCCCGAUGGUCGUCAUUUUGUUUCCAGAGCCAGAGAUGAAGCAUCCUCAUGGAGAGGUGUAUACAAGGGCCCCAUACCGACCUCCGCGCUCGCAAAUCGCCUCGGUGGCUAUGUACAAGCGUACACACUUUACUCCAGCGUACGACCAUUUGGCGUGACCUCCAUCGUCGGAGGAUGGGAUAGCGAAGCGGACCUGGCUGUCGAUGGCCAGGUAGGCACAGGGCCGAAGUCCGGCUCCGGUGGAAAAGUCGAAGGAGCCCAGGCUGGAGGACCGGGGCUAUACAUGAUCGAGCCUAGUGGACUUUACUGGGGCUAUUACGGUGCUGCCACCGGCAAGGGACGCCAGGCUGCAAAGGCGGAGCUGGAAAAGCUGGACCUGACCUCAGGCAAUCUGUCUUUGGCAGAUGGUGUGAAGGAAGCAGCUCGCAUCAUCUACGUUGCCCACGAAGAUAGCAAGGACAAGGAGUUUGAGUUGGAAAUGUCAUGGAUCAGCUCGAUCGACGGUCCGACCAAGGGCCGUCACGAGGAGGUACCAAAGGACAUUCGGGAAGAGGCUGAGAAGUUUGCGCGACGGGCUCUGGAGGGCGAAGAUGAGGAUGAGGAGGAUAAGGGCCCCGGAGAGCAGAUGGAAGAAUGA